Rhodamnia argentea is the source of this 2120-nucleotide messenger RNA. RefSeq names its product BTB/POZ domain and ankyrin repeat-containing protein NPR1-like. Gene Ontology annotation, biological process: regulation of jasmonic acid mediated signaling pathway; defense response to bacterium; regulation of salicylic acid mediated signaling pathway. The transcript is spliced from 6 exons. NCBI's taxonomy places the organism in Eukaryota, Viridiplantae, Streptophyta, Magnoliopsida, Myrtales, Myrtaceae. Bases 124 to 1893 code for a protein of 589 amino acids. Gene Ontology annotation, molecular function: protein binding. Gene Ontology annotation, cellular component: nucleus; cytoplasm. The record is from RefSeq and is a predicted model, not a curated record.
CUCUCUCUCUCUCUCUCUCUCUCUGUAUUCCUCUGUUUCUCUCUCCUCGUAUAAGGGACUCUCGACUCCACUUGGGUUCUUCUACGUGGCCGCCUCUUCGCUCUGCGUGUGCUCGUGGGUGGCAUGGACGCUGGGCGGGCUGGGUUCUCCGAUUCCAACGACGUCAGCUACAGCAGCUGCAUAUGCUCCACGCCGGCUCGCACGGAAACUCCCUCCUCCUCCUCCCUCCCCCACGCGGCGCCGCCGGAGACGCAAGCCCUGAGAAAGCUCUCCGACAGCCUCGAGUCGAUCUUCGAGCUUCCGCGGGCCGGCUCCGGCUCCUCCUUCUCCGACGCCAGGAUCGUCGCCGCGGACGGCCACGAGGUCUCCGUCCACCGGUGCGUCCUCGCCGCGCGGAGCCCGUUCUUCGCGGCUGCGUUCUCCGGGAGUGAGAGCGGAGUGAGGCUCGAAUUGAAGGAACUGGCCCCGGAUUUCGGGGUCGGGAACGAAGCGCUGGUAGUUGUCUUGGGGUACCUGUACAGCGGGAAGGUGAAGGCGCUUCCGAAAGCGGUUUGCGACUGCGUGGACGACGAAUGUUCGCACGUGGCUUGUAGGCCAGCGUUGGAGUUUCUGGUGCAGGUGCUUUAUGCUUCGUUCAGGUUUCAGAUUCCUGAAUUGGUCGCUCUGUAUCAGAGGCGCCUACUUGACAUUCUCGACAAGGUUUCCCCAGAUGACAUUUUGUUUGUGCUUACGGCUGCAAACGUAUGUGGUGAUGAGUAUCGUGGAUUGCUGGCACAUUGUGUGGAAUAUGUCGCGAGAUCUGAUCUCGAUACUGUAACCCUAGAGAAAGGCUUGUCUCCCGCUAUCAUUCAACAAAUCAUUAAUUCCCGUUUGGAACUUGGCCUGAACAUUCCUGAAUGCAUAAACCUCCCUGACAAGCAUGUGAAGAGAAUUCAUCGGGCCUUGGACUCUGAUGAUGUUGACUUAGUCAGAUUGCUGCUGAAGGAGGGCCAUACCACUCUGGAUGAUGCUCAUGCACUUCACUAUGCUGUAGCAUACUGUGAUGCGAAGACCACGACUGAGCUUCUUGAUCUUGGAAUUGCCGAUGUGAAUCGUAGAAAUGCAAGAGGCUUUACAGUUUUGCAUGUCGCUGCUGUGAGGAAAGAGCCAAAGGUUAUAGUGUCUCUACUGACGAAGGGAGCACAGCCUUCUGAUCUCACUCCGGAUGGUAGAAAAGCUCUUCAACUAUGUAAGAGGUGCACAAAAGCUGCAGACUACAUGGAGUCUACCGAGCAAGGAAAGCCUUCACCUAAGGAUAAAUUAUGUGUUGAGAUAUUGGAACAAGCUGAACGAAGAGAACCUUCACUUGGAGAAGCAUCCUUUUCUCUUGCGAUGGCAGGUGAUGAUCUGCGAAUGAGAUUGUUGUAUCUGGAAAACAGAGUUGCACUAGCAAGAUUCCUGUUUCCUACUGAAGCACAAGUUGCGAUGGAUAUUGCUCAAGUGGGCAGCACUUGUGAGGUCCCAUUAGGUAGCAGGAAUUGUAAGGACUUGGCUGGCUCGCCAGGGACGCAUGUGGACUUAAACGAGGCACCUUUUGUUAUUCAUGAGCAGCAUCUCAAAAGGAUGAGAGCCCUCUCCCGAACUGUGGAACUCGGCAAGCACUUCUUCCCUAGAUGCUCAAGUGUACUUGAUAAGAUCAUGGAUGCUGAUGACUGUACUCAGCUAGCAUUCCUUGACAAUGGCACUCCGGAAGAACAACUUCUAAAGAGGAGAAGGUUCACGGAAAUUCAAGAAGCUAUUAGCAAGGCUUUCAACGAGGAUAAGGAGGAGUUCGAGAAAUCACACGUUUCUUCCUUUUCGUCAUCUUCAUCUUCAGGAGCAAUGAGGCCUAAGAGAAAGCUCCGCAUCAACUAAUGAUCAGUGUAAGAUUUCAGAAACGUAUGUACUGUUGUAUCAUAACCGUCUUUGUUUCUCUUGGUUUGCAUCUACUGUUUUGAUUGGGCAUUCAGAAAGAUAGGAGCCUGUUAAGCUCAAUCGGCCAUUUCUCUCAACAUUUCUGUAAACCAGUGCUGGUCUUUCAAUCCUUUUUGUCAUGUUAAACAGGAAACUUUGCGAGUAAAUAGUCAAGUGCAUAUGGAAUC